AAAUGGUAAAGAAGCUUCAUCAGGAUCUCACGAAGGAACUGAAAAUGGUAAAGAAGCUUCAUCAGGAUCUCACGAAGGAACUGAGGAUGGAAGAGAAGCUUCAUCAGGAUCUCACGAAGGAACUGAAAAUGGAAAAGAAGCUUCAUCAGGAUCUCACGAAGGAACUGAAAAUGGAAAAGAAGCUUCAUCAGGAUCUCACGAAGGAACUGAGGAUGGAAGAGAAGCUUCAUCAGGAUCUCACGAAGGAACUGAAAAUGGAAAAGAAGCUUCAUCAGGAUCUCACGAAGGAACUGAAAAUGGAAAAGAAGCUUCAUCAGGAUCUCAUGAAGGUACAGAAGAUGGUAGAGAAGCUUCAUCUGGAUCUCAUGAAGGAACUGAGGAUGGAAGAGAAGCUUCAUCCGGUUCUGAUGAAGGUACUGAAGAUGGAAGAGAAGCUUCAUCAGGAUCUCACGAAGGAACUGAAAAUGGAAAAGAAAAUGGAAUAAGUAGUAUAGCCCGAGGUGAUACCAAGGUUAAUGAUCGACAUUCACAUAAUAGGAAAAAUAACAAUAAAGACAAUAAAUCAAAAAAGGGUGCAUUGAAUUUUUUAUUUAGAAUAUGA
Plasmodium gaboni is the source of this 601-nucleotide messenger RNA. Its product is annotated as S-antigen. The record is from RefSeq and is a predicted model, not a curated record. The annotation marks the transcript as partial. NCBI's taxonomy places the organism in Eukaryota, Apicomplexa, Aconoidasida, Haemosporida, Plasmodiidae. The transcript has a single exon.